GUAUGAAAUUUUGAAAGAAGAAGAAUCUAGGACUGAUUAUGAUUAUAUGCUCGAUCAUCCUGAAGAAGUUUACAGUCAUUACUAUCGCUAUUAUCGACGAAGAGUAGCUCCCAAAGUUGAUGUUAGAAUUGUUAUAAUAGUUACAUUGAUAGUUAUCACUGUCAUUCAAUACUUCACUUCGUGGCAAAGGUAUAACACGGCUCUCAAUUAUUUGAUGACUCUUCCAAAGUAUAGAAAUAAAGCAAUAGAAAUAGCUUUGGAACAAGGAUUAAUUGAUGAUCCACGGAGAAAAGUCAAAGGGAAGAGCAAAAUAGAUGUGAAAGAAGAAACUGAUAGAGCAAUCAAAAGCAUCCUGGAAAGUAAUUUAGACAUCAG
Bemisia tabaci is the source of this 375-nucleotide messenger RNA. The record is from RefSeq and is a predicted model, not a curated record. NCBI's taxonomy places the organism in Eukaryota, Metazoa, Arthropoda, Insecta, Hemiptera, Aleyrodidae.